AUGGGGCCAGUGUUGCUGUCGUCGCUGCUGCUGCUGGGGUUGAGCCAGGCCGCCCCCCCGGACCAUGAGGUGACCUACUUGCCCGGGCUGUCAAAGCAGCCCUCCUUCCGCCACUUCUCGGGCUACCUCUGCGCCGGGCCGGGCAAGUACCUGCACUACUGGUUCGUGGAGGCUCAGAGCAAUCCCCAGAGCAGCCCCCUAGUGCUGUGGCUGAACGGGGGCCCUGGCUGCAGCUCCAUGGAGGGCUUCCUCAAGGAGCAUGGCCCCUUCCUGAUCCAGCCCGAUGGGGUCACACUGAAGUACAAUGAGUACGCAUGGAAUAAGAUUGCAAACAUCCUCUACGUGGAGUCUCCUGCUGGUGUUGGUUUCUCAUACUCCGAUGACAAGAACUAUGGCACAAAUGACACGGAGGUUGCUCACAACAACUACCUGGCAUUGAAAGACUUCCUCCGGCUCUUCCCUGAGUACUCCAAGAACGAUCUCUUCCUGACAGGGGAGAGCUAUGGAGGGGUCUACAUUCCCACACUGGCGGAGUGGGUGAUGCAGGACCCCAGCCUCAACCUGAAGGGAAUCGCUGUGGGAAACGGCCUCUCAUCUUAUGAGAUCAAUGACAACUCCCUGGUUUACUUUGCCUAUUACCACGGGCUGCUGGGGACCGAGAUGUGGAAAGACCUGCAGACCUUCUGCUGCUCCCAGGGGAAGUGCAACUUCCAUGACAACGCCAACCUGAACUGCACACUCAAGAUGGGGGAGAUGAUUCAGAUUGUAGAGGAGUCUGGCCUCAAUAUCUACAACCUCUAUGCCCCGUGCGAUGGAGGUGUCCCAGGGAGCAUGAGGUACGAGGGUGAUUAUCUCAUCACACAUGACCUAGGCAACUCCUUCAUCCGCAUGCCACUGAGGCUCUCCUGGCGGCAGAACCUAUUCCGGAUGCCAGUAGCCCGAAAGAAGGUGCGGAUGGACCCGCCCUGCACCAACUCCACAGCCCCCAGCAUGUAUCUGAACUCCCCCGAGGUGCGGAAGGCUCUGCACAUCUCCCCCAAGGCCUCAGAGUGGCAGGUGUGCAGCUUUGACGUGAACCGGAACUACAAGCGCGUGUACAUGCAGAUGAAUGAGCAGUACCUCAAGCUGCUCGGAACCACGGUGUGUGCAGGGGAGCCCACAGACCCUGGGAGUAUCUCUGCUAGCUCAGCCUCCUACCUGGCUGGGACUACUGCCCUGCCAACAGCUCACUUUCUGUCUGCUACACAGAAAUACCGGAUCCUGGUGUACAAUGGGGACGUCGACAUGGCUUGCAACUUUCUCGGGGAUGAGUGGUUUGUGGAUUCCCUGUGCCAGAAGGUGCAGGUGGCUCGCCGGCCCUGGCUCUACACUGAAAAUGGUGAGAACCAGAUCGGUGGCUUUGUGAAGGAAUUCACCAACAUCGCUUUCCUCACUGUCAAGGGCGCUGGCCACAUGGUGCCCACAGACCGGCCACUUGCUGCCUUCACCAUGUUCUGCCGCUUCAUUAAGAACCAGCCUUACUAAGAGCUGCAGAGGUAGCUCCGGGCACUGCAGCUGCUCUCACCACCCCACCUGCCCUCACUGCCGGCACCUUGCACAGCCCGUCCUCGCUGCUGCUCGGCUACACCACGGACCUGCCACGCCUGCAGCCUUCCCCCCAGCUGGACAGGGCUGCCUGCCAUGGGUAGGGAGCAUGGCCUUGGGGGACUCUGUUCUUGUGGGAGAGGCGUUGUGAACCUGCUGCAGGCCCCUCCUCCCUUGUGGCUUCCUGUCUUGCCUCCUCCCUGUCUGCGGCAGCAGCUGCUUCUCUCCCAGGCAGGGAGCAAACCCCAGCACUUCCCCUCAGCCCCCCCAAACACACAGCCUGGGCAGGCUAUGAGGAACAGCAGCAGGGGGCGGCUGGGACUUGCUCACCUCUACCUUGGCUCCUACCACCACUGCUCCCACUGAAGGAGACUUACCACCAUUACCACAACAAUCCUACUGCCAGGGCACGCAGUGCUUCAGGAUCUCACAAUAAACUCUGACCAAGGUGGUUCUGCUCCUCCUC
This is a messenger RNA of Sturnus vulgaris (Common starling), 2050 nucleotides long. Lineage: Eukaryota; Metazoa; Chordata; Aves; Passeriformes; Sturnidae. The record is from RefSeq and is a predicted model, not a curated record.